This is a messenger RNA of Oncorhynchus masou masou (cherry salmon), 3462 nucleotides long. RefSeq names its product sorting nexin-14-like. Bases 381 to 3206 code for a protein of 941 amino acids. The record is from RefSeq and is a predicted model, not a curated record. Gene Ontology annotation, biological process: autophagosome maturation. Lineage: Eukaryota; Metazoa; Chordata; Actinopteri; Salmoniformes; Salmonidae. Gene Ontology annotation, cellular component: late endosome. Gene Ontology annotation, molecular function: phosphatidylinositol-3,5-bisphosphate binding. The transcript has 29 exons.
UUUAACGACGAAAAUACGUACGCGUGGUGAAGUUGGGUGGACAUUGAUAAUAAUGAUAUUCAGAAGUAUAUAGACGGUGAACGCAUGAGAAGCAUUUACUGACUCGACUGGUUACAUAGGUUUACAGCAGACUGGCGCGUGCCCUGCACACGUCAAAUACCGUGCGCAUGUCUAUGAGCGCGCUGCGUGCAGUAUAGAGAGGGGAUGUUGACGUUUGGCUAGCGUGAUGAUAGAUAGCGUUUCAUACAUCAACGAUCUAGUUUGACUAAUCCUGCAUAUUGGAUUGUGUGUUUAUCAUGGAAGGUCCUCCAUUGCUCUCCAGUGAAAGUGCAACAUAAUUACGUGAUUAUAAUUACUCGUGUACGUUGUCCAUCCUGACAAUGGGAUGCAUCAGAGUCUACCUGCAGAAGUUGAGGCACAGGAUGAAGCUGGACCUAUUGAGAGAACUGGGCCGCCAGUAUCCAGUAUUCUGCUUCCUUCUACUUGUCUUGCUCUUAUCCACUGUUUUGUUGAACAGAUAUCUGCACAUUAUUAUGGUUUUCUGGUCGUUCCUGGCUGGAGUUGUCACAUUCUACUGCUCUCUUGGCCCAGAGACUCUGUUGCCUAAUUUCCUACUGUCUAUAAAGCCAAAGACCAAGCAGGACCAACAAGAGUUGUUUCCCUUGGGUCACAGCUGUGCAGUCUGCGGGAAAAUAAAGUGUAAAAGGCACAGACCAACAUUACUAUUGGAGAACUAUCAACCAUGGCUGGACUUGAAAGUUCCCUCCAAAGUGGAUGCCUCUCUAUCAGAGGUUCUGGAACUGGUUCUUGAAAACUUUGUGUAUCCCUGGUAUAGGGAUAUCACAGAUGAUGAGGCGUUUGUGGAUGAGCUGAGAGUGACUCUGCGUUUCUUUGCCGCUGUGCUCGUACGUCGAACUCAAAAGGUUGAUAUCCCAGGUCUUAUCACGGCCAAACUGCUUAAAGUUUCCAUGAAGCACAUUGAAAUAAUAACCAAAGCAAGGCAAAAAGUGAAGAACGCUGAGUAUCUACAGCAAGCAGCACUGGAGGAGUACGGCCCUGACCUGCACGUGGCACUACGCAGUCGCAGAGACGAGCUCCUCUACCUCAGGAAGUUGACUGAGAUGCUCUUCCCCUAUAUUUUGCCCCCCAAAGCCUCUGACUGCAGAUCGCUUACUCUUCUGAUAAGAGAGGUGUUGGCUGGCUCUGUUUUCCUCCCCGCCUUGGACUACCUGGCUGAUCCUGACACCGUGAACCAUUUGCUUCUCAUAUUCAUCAACAACUCUCCUCCCGAGGCCGCUAUGGAGCCCAGCUCAACCUUGGUUCCCUUCCUGCACAAGUACUCUGACGUUCGCAACAAGAAGCCCUCUGUGCUGAAGCUGGAGCUGAAGGAGAUCAGGGAGCAGCAGGACCUGCUCUUCCGCUUCAUGAACUUCCUCAAGCAGGAGGGGGCCGUGCAUGUUCUCCAGUUCUGCCUCACUGUGGAGGAAUUCAACGACAAGAUCCUAUGUCCGGAGCUGUCGGACUCUGAGACACUGAUGCUCCACGAGGAGGUGAAAAAGAUCUACGAGACCUACUGCCUGGAUGAGAGCAUCGACAAGAUCCGCUUUGACCCCUUCAUUGUCGAGGAGAUCAAAAAUAUUGCUGAGGGCCCUUAUGCCGGGGUGGUGAAGCUGCAGACCAUGCGCUGCCUGUUCGAGGCCUACGAGCAUGUCCUGUCCCUGCUAGAGAACGUCUUCACCCCCAUGUUCUGCCACAGCGACGAGUAUUUCAGGCAACUGUUGAGGGGGGCCGAAUCCCCCGCCAGGAACUCUAAACUGAGCAGAAAUAGCCUGAGUUUGGAUGACAUCCGGAACACCUCGAAGCGGGGCGAGUCGUUUGGGAUCGGCCGCAUCGGCAGCAAGAUCAAGGGGGUGUUCAAGAGCACCACCAUGGAGGGAGCCAUGCUGCCCUCUUACGGACUGGUAGAGGGAGAGGAUGACAUGGUGGAAGAGGCCAUGAUGGUUCAGGAGGAUGACUCCCCCAUGGAGGCCGUCAGUACCCCCAGCACCCCUCGCAAUCUCUCAGCCUGGACCAUCACCAUCCCCUACAUAGACUUCUUUGAUGAUGACAUCAAGAGGGAGAGGAUCCCCGUGUUCUGUAUCGACGUGGAGCGCAACGACAGGAAGGCAGUGGGUCAUGAGACCGAGCACUGGUCUGUGUACAGAAGAUAUCUGGAAUUUUAUGUCCUUGAAUCAAAACUCACUGAGUUUCAUGGCUCAUUCCCAGACGCCCAGCUGCCUUCCAAAAGAAUCAUCGGCCCCAAGAACUAUGAGUUCUUGACCUCCAAGCGGGAGGAGUUCCAGGAGUACCUCCAGAAACUUCUCCAACACCCUGAGCUGAGCAACAGUCAGCUGCUUGCAGACUUCCUCUCCCCUCACAGUAUGGACUCUCAGUUUGUGGACAAGAUGCUCCCUGAUGUCAAUCUAGGGAAGAUCAUCAAAUCAGUGCCCAGCAAACUGAUAAAAGAAAAAGGGCAGCAUUUGGAGCCAUUUCUCAAUUCCUUCUUUAACUCCUGUGAAUCGCCCAAGCCCAAACCCAGCCGGCCAGAGCUGACCAUCCUCAGUCCCACGUCAGAGAAUGAUAAGAAGCUCUUCAAUGAACUAUUCAAGAACAACGCCAACCGAUCAGAGAGCACGGAGAAGAAACAUAACCAGAACUACUUCAUGGAGAUGAUCACUGUGGAAGGAGUGUAUGACUACUUGAUGUUUGUGGGUCGAGUGGUCUUUCGCAUCCCUGAUUGGCUGCACCACCUGCUGAUGGGCGGGAGAAUCCUGUUAAAGAACACCCUGGAGGCGUACACAGACCACUACCUGCAGCAUAAACUGGACAAGGUGUUCCAGGAGCACCGCCUCAUUUCUCUCAUCACCCUGCUCAGAGAUGCUGUGUUCUGUGAAAACAGUGAGCCACGCUCCUUGGCAAAUAAGCAGAAAAGGGCCAAGAAGACCUUUGAGGAAAUGACGAAAUACAUUCCAGAAUUCCUGGGCAAGUGUUUUGGAGAAGAGGCCAGGUACGAGGGGGUCCGCCUGCUCUUCGAUGGACUACAACAGCCUGUUCUUAACAAACAGUUGACUUAUGUCUUACUGGACCUUGCUCUUCUAGAGCUGUUUCCUGAACUGAACAAGCAGCCGGGACAGAAGGAGACUCCUAACAUGGCUCCAUGGAUGUAGUAAGAGGAUGGGGACUCGCUUUAGUCUUUGCUUUAUCUGUUGCAUGUGCAAUAGACUGUGUACAUACAGCACUUAAACCAUUGAUACCGCUGCACUUGUGAUCAUUUUUACUGUAAGCUGUGCUUAGCCUGUCAUUUUUUUUUACCAUUGACAAUUUCCUAAGAUACAGAUUCGUAAAAGUGUAACACUGGAAAAAUGUGUUUGAAGAUAAGUAUGAUUAUGCUAAUAAAAUAUUUAUUGAUAAAAUAAAAAAACA